Molecule: messenger RNA, 1212 nt
Organism: Lachnellula hyalina
Lineage: Eukaryota; Fungi; Ascomycota; Leotiomycetes; Helotiales; Lachnaceae
Exons: 1
Coding region: 1-1212 (403 amino acids)
Source: RefSeq, a predicted model, not a curated record
AUGGCAGAUCGCUGUGUCAAGCCCGAUGACAACCUUCUCAAGCAGAUCUUCACUCACCUACCAGAGACCAUUUCAAUCUUUCUUCAGAAUUGGGAUAAAUGUGUCUUCAAAGCGGAAUUUCUUUCUGAUUCCGGAUAUAACUACUCUGCAUGUGUAGUCCGUCUAGAGGCUGAGAGCGAGGAUCUCAAAACGUUUCCUACAAUUGCUGCUCUACAACAAAUCGCUGCGACCGUCGUCCCUAAACUUGUCCCACAAACCUUUCAAGUCGGCAAGGCGGAAAAUCUGCAAGGAAGAAUAUUCGACUUCUCAGUGACUGAGUUUGUGGAAGGGGAUCUCUUGGAAGAUGUGUGGCAACAAAUGAGCACCGAGGAGCAGAGCUCUGCUGUAACUGAGAUUGUCGAAGCACUCGAGAAGUUCCACUCUAUUCUGCCGAGUGAUAAGGGAGUCAAAGAAAUCCUUGAAAAGACGCUUCGUGAAGAAGAGGAGUUGAAGAGUUCCGAACUGCCUCAGUCUUUCGGGGGCCCCCAUACAGGAAUUUUGAAUAACGGGCUUGGUUUAUUGGGCGCUAUGAUAGAAAGGCGAAAGCUCAAGAAACCAUUCUGUUGCAUGGAGCCACUUGUUGAUUCACAAGGCAUCAGGAUUCGGUCCAGUUUUGAAGAGCUUGGGUCGACAGUCAUCAAUAAUUCCGCUAUUGAGAAAUGGCCAGGGGAAGCCGUACUUUGCCACAACGAUCUCAAUCCACGCAAUCUGAUCCUCCGAUCAUGUGUCACCUCAGAUGGUAAAUCCGAAUACAAAUUGGCCGGCAUCAUUGAUUGGGAACUCGCCGGAUUCUACCCAGCUUCGUAUGAGUUGAGUAUGCAAGAUACAUACCUGGGCAAUGCCAAUCGACAUGUAUCAUUCUAUAUGCUAUUGAAACAGAAGAUGAGAAACUUGGUACCACGAUCCUCAUCCCAGAUGAUACUUUCACAAGCCAUGGAGCUCGUCUUUGAGUCCCAGCAGAGGCUGUUAUUAGACGGCAAUAACAUCGGGGCUCACAUUCGGAAGAGGUUCAUCGAGUACUUAAUGUUGGAGCUUGAUGAUGAUCCUUGUAUUGGUUGGACAAGAAGCCCACAGGCUGGACCGCUUCUUGAAUACUCUAGCGCUGCUUUUCAAAAAUUGGAAAAUGAUGUGAUUGAGGAAAUGGUUGCAAAAAGAAAAGCAAAGGCAACAUGA